Molecule: messenger RNA, 2412 nt
Organism: Chlorocebus sabaeus (green monkey)
Lineage: Eukaryota; Metazoa; Chordata; Mammalia; Primates; Cercopithecidae
Gene: CATSPER4
Product: cation channel sperm associated 4
Biological process (GO): sperm capacitation; flagellated sperm motility; sodium ion transport
Cellular component (GO): acrosomal vesicle; membrane; CatSper complex
Molecular function (GO): voltage-gated calcium channel activity; calcium-activated cation channel activity
Source: RefSeq, a predicted model, not a curated record
AUGCGAGUACCUGAGCUCCAAGCCUGCCAGGAUGGUGGGUCCACCUCUCCCCAGCUCUUUGAAGGCUAAUGGUGAUCUCCUACCCCAUUCCCCAGGGGCACACAAUGAGAAACUUUCACUUCAUAGAUGGGGAAAUGUACUUUGCAUGGAAAGGUGGUGGGGACAGUCCUGGAGACUGGGCAGGUAGGACAGGGCAGCUGGUACAGAGGGGUGCAGGUUGAGGUCUGCCCUGGGAAGGCCCUGGGGAAAACACUUCUCCACUCCUCAUUCCAGCCUCACCUCCACCUCCUGGAUCCAAGGCAGGGACACGUCCCUAUGACUCCAUCCAGGCUGCACAGGAGAUCUGACCUGCUCCCAUCAGCCUGUGACUUCCAACCCCAGCCCAGCAUCCCCAGACAUCCUCUGUGGGAUGCGGAGGAGGGACAAUGGGAGGAGCUUCUCUCCUGGUUGGAAUUCCUCAGUAGAAUGCAGAAGGCUGGAGGUCACAGAGGCCUCUGUGAUAUAACCACAAGGGGGAGUGAGACCACUUGGAGUGAAGAUUCUUUGAGGAGAAAGAAGAGACUGAGCAACCAUGAGGGAUAAUGAAAAGGCCUGGUGGCAGCAGUGGACCUCCCACACAGGCCUCGUGGUUGGGGGCGGGACUCAGGAGGACCGUAUGAGGUUUGGAAGGGGAGUAGCUGCACUGAGGGGCCGCCCCUCUCUCCUGCAGAGUACCAUUCACGAGUCCUAUGGUCAACCAGAGGAGCAGGUGCUCAUCAACCGCCGGGACAUCAUGAACAAAGCGGACACCUGGGACAUGCAGGAGUACAUCACUCGCAUGUACAUCAAGCAGCUGCUCCGACACCCCGCCUUCCAACUGCUGCUGGCCCUGCUGCUGGUGAUCAACGCCAUCACCAUCGCUCUCCGCACCAACUCCUACCUGGACCAGAAACACUAUGAGUUGUUCUCUACUAUAGAUGACAUUGUGCUGACCAUUCUUAUGUGUGAGGUUCUCCUCGGCUGGCUCAAUGGCUUCUGGAUUUUCUGGAAGGACGGCUGGAACAUCCUCAACUUCAUUAUCGUCUUUAUCUUGCUCUUGCGGUUCUUCAUUAAUGAAAUCAAUAUCCCCUCCAUCAACUAUACUCUCAGGGCGCUUCGUCUGGUGCAUGUGUGCAUGGCGGUGGAGCCCCUGGCCCGGAUCAUCCGUGUCAUCCUGCAGUCGGUGCCUGACAUGGCCAAUAUCAUGGUCCUCAUCCUCUUCUUCAUGCUGGUUUUUUCAGUGUUUGGGGUAACACUCUUUGGUGCAUUCGUGCCCAAGCAUUUCCGGAACAUACAGGUUGCGCUGUACACCCUCUUCAUCUGCAUCACCCAGGAUGGCUGGGUGGACAUCUACAGUGACUUCCAGACAGAGAAGAGGGAAUAUGCAAUGGAGAUUGGGGGUGCCAUCUACUUUACCAUCUUCAUCACCAUCGGUGCCUUCAUUGGCAUCAACCUGUUCGUCAUCGUGGUGACCACCAACCUGGAGCAAAUGAUGAAGGCAGAAGAGCAGGGACAACAGCAACGAAUAACCUUUAGUGAGACAGGCGCAGAGGAAGAGGAGGAGAAUGACCAGCUGCCACUGGUGCACUGUGUGGUCGCCCGCUCGGAGAAAUCUGGUUUCCCCCAGGAACCCCUUGUGGGAGGCCCCCUGUCAAACCUCUCAGAAAACACGUGUGACAACUUUUGCUUGGUGCUUGAGGCAAUACAGGAGAACCUGAGGCAGUACAAGGAGAUCAGAGAUGAACUCAACAUGAUUGUGGAGGAGGUGCGAGCAAUCCGCUUCAACCAGGAGCAGGAGGCAGAGGUGAUGCAAAGGCAGUCUUCCACGAGCGGGUCAUUGGAGACUACGUCAUCCAAGGACGUCCGCCAGAUGUCUCAACACCGAGACUUGCUCAGUGCGCUCGUUAACAUGGAAAAGGUUCAUGACUCUAGCUCACAAAUACUCCUUAAAAAACGCAAGAACAGCCAUUGAGAGGCCAGGAUGGGAGCCAAGGGGCCUGCACACACACACCCAGCCGCUGUGUCUUCCUGUGUCCUUAGUGUGGCUUGGCAGAGCCUGGCCAGAGCCCAUCCUCUCCCUUACACCUGGGCAGAGGCCGGGGGCUGUGAAGGUGGCAGCACCUGCAGGGCUGGUGCCUGUGAGCCCCAGGUCCAGAGGAGCCAGGACAGAGAAGGAUGCUGGAUGAUGAGAGUGGAAACUCUAGCAGCAAGGAUGAGCACAGAAGGGGGUGCUGGCCAACGCAGCCAGGAUUUGACCUAAGGAUGGGGAUCCCUGGCCCCCUGCUCUUGCCCAGAGGUGGUGGGGGGCCUCAGUGGGCCCCAGCACCAAGAAGAGAAAGGCAAGGCCAGUGGGGCCAGACAUCUGUGUGUUGACAAUAAAGUUUUGUGUUGGAA